GUUGGCAGCCAUUUUGAACGGAAAAAUUCGUGUGCGUGUGUGAACGCAAAAACUGCGAGAAAGCCGUACAGGAAAAAUUAUAAAUUGCAAUUAUAAUAUGCCAUUUAAUGGUGUAGUGGCAUCAAAAUUGUUAUAUUGAAGUAAUUUACCACCAGUGCAUGAUGGAAACAGUGCGAGUUUUCAAUCAGGAGCUUUCGGGGCUGUACGAGUCGAAGCCGCCGAUCUCCAAGGCCAAAAUGGCCUCGAUCACACGCAGUGCGAUGAAGGCCAUAAAGUUCUACAAGCACGUCGUCCAGAGUGUGGAAAAGUUUAUCUCCAAGUGCAAGGCAGAGUACAAAAUUCCGGGCUUGUACGUGAUAGAUUCAAUCGUGCGCCAAUCGCGGCAUCAGUUCGGUCCGGAGAAAGACGUGUUUGCGCCCCGCUUUGCUCGGAACAUGGAGCAAACGUUUGCGCACCUGUUUCGAUGUCCACCGGAAGAUAAGAGCAAAAUCAUUCGGGUGCUAAAUCUAUGGCAGAAGAAUAUGGUGUUUGCACCGGAAGUGAUCCAGCCGAUGUUUGAUUUAGCAAAUCCAGAACAUCCACUCCAUCUGCAGUACAAUGCGGCAAUGGCGGCUGCUGGUGCAAGCGGUGGCGGUAGUGUCGACCAGUCUGCUGCAUCGAACGGCAUGAACACCUCGGUGCUGUCCCACGAUUCGCCCGGUCCAAUGGGCCACGAUGAUCACGGCAACUCGACGCAGGCUUCCGAUACCAAGCCACUGGAUCAAAACACCAUUCGACAGCUGCAGCAGUUCCAGCAGAUCUUGAUGCGCCAGACAAGCGGCGGAGACAGUGCACUAGGUGGUGGCAAGGAUCAGGUUAAGUUCAACAAGAAAUUGUUGGACUUUGACUACGGCAGCGAGGAGGAUGAGGACAAAAACUCACCGUCGCUUCCGUCCACGACACUGCCCGAUGGAAGUAAUAUUGCGGCGAUUUUGUCGGAUCCGAACGUGCUGAAACAACUGCAGAAUCUGCAGAAACUCAAGCAGCACGAAAUGGAGGAGAAGCAAAGCAAGCUGACCGAGAUGCGCCUGCAAGAGGAAAAAUUCGAGAAGCAUUUGGCCAGUGUACUCAAGGUGGCUAGCACAAUUAAUACCCAACAGCAGCUUAUCGAUAAGCUACCCUUUGCUAAUGAAUGCGAUCUAAGUCGACAGCCGCCGAUCGACCUGACUCCGGCUACUCCCACUGGAAAGGAGGCUCCUGGCAACGAUGAUUUCGACGUGGUCACAGAGGUCAUCAGUGACACGCGCAGCUCAUCGCCCCGUAGCACGGCACCGGAUCAGUACCAGAAGUCAACCACUACUUCUCGACGCAGGAAAAGCCGAUCCCGCUCACCCAGGGACCGUCGGGAUAGAGACCGCGGAGGCCGUAGACGAUCCCGCUCCAGAUCACGUUCCCGCAGUCGAUCACAUUCACCCAGGCGUGGCCGUGGAGGACGAGGGUCAUCUCGGGACCGUGAUCGUGCAAGCCAGAAAGACAAGGAACGCGAUAAGGAACGGGAGCGGGAACGCAAGAAACGUGGACUACCGGAAAUCAAGAAAGAACAUCUCAGUGUGUGCAGUACAACGCUGUGGGUUGGUCACCUUUCCAAGUUGGUCCAGCAGGAAGAAUUAUCGGACACGUUUGGAAAAUAUGGCGAUAUUGUCAGCAUAGAUUUAAUUCCACCGCGUGGAUGUGCUUUCAUUGUAAUGAACCGCCGCCAGGAUGCGCACAAAAGCAUGCAAAGUUUGAAAAGCCACAAGAUGCACGGUCGCGCGAUUACCAUCUCUUGGGCUACUGGCAAAGGGGUCAAGAGUAAAGAGUGGAAGGAUUACUGGGACAUCGAUUUGGGUUGCAGCUACAUUCCUUGGAACAAAUUGAAACCCAAUACGGACCUGGAGAGUUUAGAAGAGGGGGGUAUGUUCGAUGAAGACACUAUGCCCCAGUGGAUGAAAGACAAGGUGCAUAGCAAUAGUAAACAGCAAAAGGACGUGGACACUCCGCCGGCGAGUAUCGUGACUCCCUUGUACGGGGUCGAUACCAGUCAACCACCACCGGCGGCUCCAAUGAUGGGCAUUCCUGGUAUACCGGCUCAAUUCCAGAUGGGUGGUGUGCCAAGACUACCACCAAUGAUGGGUCUUCCGAUGGUACCGGGGCUAGGAAUUAACGUUCCCCCACCGAACCUAAUGAUGGGUCCCGCAGGCGGAAUGAGCAACCCUCCGCCACUACCUAUGGGUGCGGGAUUUGGCGUUUUACCUCCGCCACCUCCGUCGCACAUUGGUAUGGCUACUAUUAGUGACGAAAUGGACAUCGAAAUGGAGGAGGAACCCCCGCAUCAGGGAGGACCUGGAGGAAACAUACCGCCAAUUAUACCACCGGUUGGAAUUCCACCUGCUGGCAUGCCACCAGCUGGUAUUCCACCAGCUGGUAUUCCUCCAACUGGUAUUCCACCACCGGCUGGUAUGCCACCGGCAAAUGUGGCUUUCUUCAAUCAGCCACCGCCUCCAUUGUUGCCACCGAAUCCGCCAGCAGGACUUCUUUUCGGCGCUUUGAACGAUGAGGAUCGUGAACAGAACAGACAUCGACAGCCGCCCGCUGGACGAAAUCGUGAGGAGUUCGAACGUCGUGGUAGUCGAGAUCGUGAACGGGAUCGUGAUCGGGACCGGGAUCGCGAUCGUGACCGCGGAGGACGCGGGGGAGAUAGACGUGAUUUCGGCAAUGAUCGCGACGGAGGGCGUGGUAGAAGAAACUUCCGCGAAGGAAGUGACGGAGAAUCGCGCAAUGAUCGGCCCAGUCGUUGGGGAAGUAAUGAUAGAAACAGGGGUCAACCGUCGGCACCUGGUGGUCCAGGAGGUCCGGGUGGUUCUGGCGGUGAUGGUGCACGUGAUGAUAGGCCACUAUCAGAGCGACUGCGCGAGUUGGCCGAAAGGAGCGCGGGAGAGGCAAGCGAGGGUCAGCAACCGUUUGGAGGAGGAAGGAACUUCAGAGGCGGACGUAACAUGAAUAAUGAUAGCGAUGACUUCAACCGAGGCGGUGAUGAUUUUGGACGUCGCGGUAAUUUCCAGCAGGGUGGACGCUUCAAUAAUAAUAAUAAUCAGCGUGGUGGCGGUCGGUUCAACAAUCGCGGUGGUCCUCCAGGAUUUAUGCAAAAUCGACGUGGUGGUGGUCCAGAAGGCGACAUGCCACCGAUGAACAUCAUGGAACUGCUGAAUAUGAAUUUGUUCCCAAAUAAUGACCAACAACAAGGAUGUGACGAUGAUGAUCAGCCACAGCAGUUCUUUGACCGUGGUGGUGGUGGUGGAGGGGACUUCAAUAACCGUCGUUCAAACAAUUGGAAUGAUGGAGGAGGCCGUGGUGGUGGUAAUCGUGGUGGACGUGGCAACUGGAGAGAUAAUAACGAUGGCAGUGGUAAUGAUGAAAGAUCUGGAGGUGGUCGAUUUGGACGCCGCAAUGAUCAGAGGAACCAAAAUCGACGUGGCGGCGGCGGUGAACAGCAAGACGAACAACCUCAACAGAAUUGGGAUCAGCCGCAGCAGCAAUCUGGUGGUGUUGGUGGUGGUAAUUCAGGAAAAAAAUGGGAUGACAUCGAUGACUCGUGGGACAACGAAGCGAACUCGGCUCCGAUUUCAGUUCAUCAACCCCAACCACGGUCACAGCAGUCGGAUACCACGUUCGAUGGCGGACAACAAGAACAGUUAGAGCGUCAGGAUCAUGAAUCACAGUUCCGUGAACAAGAACAACAAGAAAGACAAAAUGUUGACAGCGAAAGCAUGCCUCAGUCAGAAGCUCAAGAAAGAACAGAAGAAUCGCAACCCGAGAUGCCUAGAAAGCGAGGGGGGACCCCACUGUUCGACGAAAGCCGUUGCAUGCAAAGAAAUCCUAGCCCACCCAGGCAAGAACCUGAACCAGAAUUGAGACAACCGUCUCCAGUUCAAGAGCAACAGCAGCAACAACUUAGACCUCAACUAUACUCGCCAUCACCGCCUCCUGCGUCCGAUCGGUUCGAAGCAGAACCUGCCCCAGCUGCCGAACCAGUUGUAUUUACCAACUCAGAACCAUCAAUGGAUCAGCAACAGGAAACAUCAGCACCUAUUCAAGAUGUAGAACCUUCACCGCCAGUUGUUGAGCCGCAAGAUAUCGCUCCACCAGGAACGGAGGAUGCUUAAAGCUUACUAUGAAUACACGUAGCAGGUAUUCAAUAUGAAAUUUAAAAUAGAAAAGUUUUUUCAACUAGAUGUCUAGAUAUAGUUGCAAUAGCUACUCCUCUCUUGAAAACGGUACGUUUCAUCGAAAGAAGCCGAGGCUUUUCGUUUAAAUUGAAAUUUUUAUUACAAUGUUUUCUAGGGAGGAACUGAAAAUUAAUCAAUUUAAUUACUUUCGGUUUUGCAAAUUGGUUUAAAUCUCGAAUAGGUUUCGGAUAUAUUUAUUAUAGUGAACUGCAAUGAUUUUUGCUGGUGAAGAGAAACUAUCGAUGAAAACACCUUUUUGAUUGAUGAUAAGACAGGGAGAGAAAUAUUAGUUAAAAUUUACUAGCUUUACUCACCCAAAACAAGAAGUGGAUGUUCAAAUAAAGCACUUCGACUACCAACUACAUAUUGCUAUGUGCUAAUCUUUGAAGUAACGUUUUUAAUAACCGGAAUCAAGGAAUUCAAUCUGUGAUAUUUUGUGCAAGUGGAAAGGUUCAGUGGUUGCAUUUUAUCAUCAUUUUCUUUCGGGUUGUGAAAAAAUCAGAAUACGUUCUUAUUAUGAUUCUAGAUAAGGCCUGCGAAAAAAAAAUGAACAAGAAAUAAAUCAUUGAAGAGAUUAUAACGAAAACUUUGCUUGUUUGCCGUUGAAAGUAAAGAGCAGAAAGAACAGGAUUAGAAUUUUAAGUUUACAAAUCGGUGUUUGGAAAUAUACGUUUGAAACGAUGUGUAAGGUAGGUGAGUCACAUCUCCUCGUGGGAAACUCGCGCCGAGGGACAAAAACCACGAGACGUCGUAUCUGCAAUCAGCUGGACAGGAGUUGGAAAAAAUAGACUAGCGCUUGCACUCGAGUUGAGUGACUUGUGCAAGGUACUGUGAACAAAGCUUUUGCUCUAUAUGGUAUCAUUAGAUGUUUUUUUUACGUUUGUUAGGUUUUUAUUAUAUUAUAAUGAAAAAAUGUAUAAUAGCGAUACACAAAUGCUAUAGAUUUUUCCACCAGAUUCUGUUUUUAAUUACGUCAGGCAAGCCGUACUAGACACGAAAUGAUGAAAAUGCGCUACCGAAACGACACGAGUUUACAAAAUAUCACAGUGAUUACAAUUUUUGGCUACAUUAUUUGAUCGCACUGAUAAUUAUGUAUCUACCCUGCAAGGGUACAUGUAUGGAUAAUCUUCUGAUAAAAAUAAGUAACAUAUUUCUAUAAUAAAUACACAUCUUUACGUUGCUCUA
Molecule: messenger RNA, 5429 nt
Organism: Wyeomyia smithii (pitcher-plant mosquito)
Lineage: Eukaryota; Metazoa; Arthropoda; Insecta; Diptera; Culicidae
Gene: Isha
Product: SR-related and CTD-associated factor 8
Exons: 12
Coding region: 159-4181 (1340 amino acids)
Cellular component (GO): nucleus
Molecular function (GO): RNA binding
Source: RefSeq, a predicted model, not a curated record